Messenger RNA from Anopheles maculipalpis, 2422 nucleotides. RefSeq lists its product as uncharacterized. Gene Ontology annotation, biological process: central nervous system development; regulation of transcription by RNA polymerase II. Gene Ontology annotation, molecular function: RNA polymerase II cis-regulatory region sequence-specific DNA binding; DNA-binding transcription factor activity, RNA polymerase II-specific. Lineage: Eukaryota; Metazoa; Arthropoda; Insecta; Diptera; Culicidae. Bases 8 to 2422 code for a protein of 804 amino acids. Gene Ontology annotation, cellular component: nucleus. The transcript has 6 exons. The record is from RefSeq and is a predicted model, not a curated record.
GGCCGACAUGAUGAGUUUUGCACUCAGCAGCCAGUUCUAUAUCGAUGCACUAGAACGUGCGAUACACGAGCAAGUGCCGCAGCACUUUCAAACGCUGGCGGAAGAAAAUCAGCUCAAUCCGUUCGAUCUCGUACCGCUGGACAUGAUGACGACGAUGGUGGAACCGUCAGCGGACGGGAUCGGAUCAGUGGGCGGUGAGGAGCGUGAUGCAAAGUUUCAGCAGUCGACAGAAAACCAGCUACAGCAGCAGCAUCAGUUGCUGCUACACCAGCAGCAAUCGGACGAGCAGCACAGUAGUAGUGGCAGCGAAGGCAACCCAUUCUGCGACAUCAAUGAUAAUAGUAUUCUGGUUGAGUUUGAAAAGAUAGACGAUGAGCUGGAUGAGGACGGAGGAUGUAAUAAAGAAAACAAUACUCUAUACGAAGACGGAGAGCCAUCGCAUGCCACUAUCACGAUCGAGGGUCCGGACAAUCAAAUACUGGCCCGGUAUCGGUGCAACUAUGGCAGCUGCAAUCGGAGCUACAGUACGGUGGGUAACCUAAGGACGCACAUGAAAACACACAGAGGUGAAUACAAGUUCAAAUGUACCGAGGAGGGCUGCACCAAAGCGUUCCUGACGUCCUACAGCCAGAAGAUCCACAUUCGCGUCCACACGAAGGUGAAACCGUACAUCUGCAGCGAGAGCAGCUGCCGCAAAGCAUUCAACACCCGGUACCGGUUGAGGGCACACGAGCGGCUGCACAACGGCGAAACGUUCAACUGUGCCGUCUGCCAGAAGGUGUUCACCACGCUGAGUGAUCUGAAGAAACACUCGCGUGUUCACACUCAGGAGCGACCGUACAAAUGCAAGGAAGAUAAAUGUGGCAAAGCGUUCACCGCGUCCCAUCAUCUGAAAACGCACAUCCGGACACAUUCAGGCGAGCGGCCGUUUGCGUGUAAGAUCAGCGAUUGUAACAAAUCCUUCAGCACACCACAUAGCCUGAAAACACAUUCGAAAACACACGAAAAGCCAAAGAAAAAGUUCUCCAAAUCAUCCAAGAUGAAGAAGGUUGCGGAUAAUCAGGAAGCGGAAAUGUCCUCGUACGAUAUUGUGCUGAUAGACGAUGAGAAUGAAUUAGACGGGACAUCGGGUGGUGCAAUCGAUGGUGUAAAUGAACCUCCACCGGUACCACCAACGAAUGUGCAACAACACGUUGAAGCUCUUCCCGCAGAUCCUUUAAACAGCAUAGUACCUCCUGCAGAUGAAUUUAAUUUCGUACAGGUGAACGAUUUCCACGAAUCGAAAGCCCUUGAACUAGCACUGGCAGCAGAAGAAGAGCUUAACCCACAGUGGAUCGACAUUUCGAUGCUCCAAUCCAAACCCCUAGCAGCACUCGAUCCCGUAACGUCCGCCUGUGUAGCUCUACCCACCAACGUGCCUUCCUAUGUGGAUCUUUCGUUCAAUGUUAACGUUGCUGAUUAUCUACCGUCCACGGAAACAAACACCACUGUACCUUCUGGAGGUGGUGGAUCAGCCAUUCUUACCGGUGAUCUUCCCACCGACGGUUCGCAGGUAUUUACGAUCGAGAAUUAUUUCGAUGAAAAUUUGAUGGAAAGUGCUAACGCCACUGUACAGAUUGAUCGUGCAAUUCAGAACAGUGAACAGCGCGCAGGUGGAGUGAAGCAGGAAGAGCAAGAAGAAACGGAAAAGUUAAUCAAUGAGCUGUUUGCUGAGGAGUUCCUGCCGAAAUUAAAUACCACCUCGAAUGGAGCCGAAUUGGGAAAUAGUGGUUUUGGGACGGUUAAUCAAAUGGAAAGCGGAAAAAAUGAAACAAACAGCAUGUUGAUGGCCGGUCCUAUCACUACAGUGGAGAGUUCGACGAAAACUCUGAAGGACAUUACGGCUGAUGCAGAUAUCUGCCGCUGUGUAAACUGUCAGUGUGAUCCUUUGCAGGGUUGCAUUGGAGGAUGCGGGCCGGAAAAUCCUUGCCGUGGCACAGCUUCCACUGGUGCGGCGUAUAAUGUUCCGGCUGCUUUGAUACCAACCAUGUCCCAACCGCAGCAACUCGAUCACAUGCAACAACUAACAUCGAUUGAAACGCAAUCUAGUGUUCCUGGUGAUAUGAACUUGCUGGGAAUGCAGCAACAGCAAUCACAGCAACCCACGAAACAGCCAUCUUCUUGCUGUAAAGCCACACCACCGGUCACAAACGACGACAGCGGAAUAGGUGGCAUCGGUCCAAAACUAACCGACCAGCUCGAACCACUGACGAAUAUGUUGAAAAGCUUACAGAACUGUUCGUGUGCUGGUCCGCGGGAUGGUCACUCGAAAGGUUGCUGCGUGGUAAUUUGUCUGAAAACGUUGGAAACGCUUAAAAAGGUGCUGAGCACACACUCGAGCCUAAUCCAUUGCCACAAUAGCAGUAGUGCCAUAAUCAACUGA